AUGCUUUAUUUAUCUGCUGCUGUCUCUGAUUAUUAUCUUUCAAAUAAUGAACGUCCAGAGCAUAAAAUACAAACAAAAUCAAAAAUUAUUCAUCAAAAUAAUGAUGGCGAUAAUAAUAAUAAUAAUAAUGACAAAUCAAUACAAGCAGUAGAAAAUUUGAAUUUAACACUAAAACCAGUACCAAAACUUAUGAAGCUAAUCAAUACAUUAUGGGCACCUAAUUCUUAUGUGAUAAGUUUUAAACUAGAAACAGAUAACGAACAAUUAUUGAUAAAAGCCCAGAAGUCAUUACAAGUCAAUCAUUCCAAUAUUGUUGUUGCCAAUCUUCUGCAUACACGAACAAAAGAAGUCUGGUUAGUGCAUAAACAGAAUGAUAAGGAAAGUAUAACUAUUGAUCAUAUAAACAUACAACAGUUGGUUGAUAAACAAUCCAGAUAUUCAACAUCCUCCUCCUCACCAUCAUCAUCACCAGGAGAUAUUGAGUCUGUUUUAAUUCCUCGUCUUAUAGAACUACACGAACAGUAUAUACUUCAAAGACAAUAA
This is a messenger RNA of Trichobilharzia regenti, 543 nucleotides long. The record is from the annotation of a GenBank genome assembly. NCBI's taxonomy places the organism in Eukaryota, Metazoa, Platyhelminthes, Trematoda, Strigeidida, Schistosomatidae.